This is a messenger RNA of Periconia digitata, 979 nucleotides long. NCBI's taxonomy places the organism in Eukaryota, Fungi, Ascomycota, Dothideomycetes, Pleosporales, Periconiaceae. The record is from the annotation of a GenBank genome assembly.
CCGAUGUCCGUCACUCUGCGUUUCUCCCCCAGUUCCACUACCAUCUCUUCUCGUAACCACAUCUGUGACCUCGAAUCUCGUUCGCGUGCAUACAUACAUACACACAUACAUACUCAUUUUGCUCACAAUGGUUUCCACGCGCCAGCACCCUCGAGACUUUCCCGCUCCGGAAGCCUCGCCCACCAAAGGCUCUCCACGCAAGAGUCUGCGCAAUUCCACCGCCUCGCCUGCGCCCAGCUCUUCUGACUUCGAGUCUUCGCCCUUGACAACCGCGCAGACCGUGACGAAACGCGCCGUGUCCAAUUCGGUAGCAGCUGUCGACAAAGCUCUCGUGAAUGCUACGACAUCCUCUGGCCCAUGGUCGCAUACCGCGUCCAACCUGACACUCGCUUGGAUUGCCAUUUCCCUGCCACUUGUCAUCUGGGAUUCGCUGUACAUCUUGUUGCGCCCACACACCAUGCAAGGUGGUGUGCUACAGUGGCCUAUUUGGAAGCCGUACGAGAUCUAUGCAGCAAUCGAUCAUGUCUACGGGCAGCCUGGCUGGGACAAUAAGGAUGGAUUCGGUGGCGGACAGGGUUUUAUCAACGCGAUUGAGGCUAUCCUGUAUGGUUUGUAUGCUAUGAUUGUGUAUCAUCACGGUAUCCAAGCUGCAGGUGGAAGUGGUAUCCAGAUUGGCGAAGGUGUCAAAGGAUGGUUUGCCGGUGGUGUGAAGGUACAGGGCCGGAAAGGCAACCAGGCCCUACUGAUUGGUUUCACGGCAGCUGUAAUGACGCUCUCCAAGACGGUUCUCUACUACGCGGUGGAAUACUAUUCGGAUUUCAAGAAUGUGAAGCACAAUGAUGUACCAACUUUGAUUUUGUUUUACGGUGUCAUGAACGGACUUUGGGUCAUCUUCCCCGCCUAUAUGACUUUGACCUUUGGAUCCGACAUACUCGCUGGUCUUGAUGCCGGUGCAGAGUCAUCUGGAAAGUCGUCUUAG